This is a messenger RNA of Dichomitus squalens LYAD-421 SS1, 1168 nucleotides long. RefSeq lists its product as uncharacterized. NCBI's taxonomy places the organism in Eukaryota, Fungi, Basidiomycota, Agaricomycetes, Polyporales, Polyporaceae. The record is from RefSeq and is a predicted model, not a curated record. The transcript is spliced from 7 exons. Bases 27 to 956 code for a protein of 309 amino acids.
CCCCUAAUCUCAACGAACUCGUCGCUAUGGAGGGCUGGACAAAGCUGCAAUCUGGCCUCGCUGGCCUCAACCUCGGCCAGUCCGCGAACAAGCUCGCCAAGGGCUUCCAAUCUAGCGUCCAAGCUACCAAGGAACGUCUUGGCCAAGUUGCGCCCGAGGAGAUCACUGAGCUCCCUCAGGAGUACAAGGACCUCGAGGCUCGCGUGGACAGUCUCCGCAACGUCCACCUUGCUCUCCUCAAAGUCACCCGUGUCUACGAGAGCGAAACCUAUGACUACCCCACGCAGAUCCAAGAGUCCCUCACCGAGUUCGGUUCCACCAUCGGCAGCGGCAUCACCAACUUCGCCGCCGCGAACCUCAAAGGCACCAACCUCCCCACGCCCCAACCCGUGUCACCCACCACCCCGCAGCACAAGACCCUCCCACAUGCGAUCGCCCGCGCGGCGACGACCGCCGCCCACGCAGUCCAGACCAGUGCCGGCGAGGACAAGCUCGGCAAGGCACUUGGGGCGUACGCCGGCGCAUGGGAGAAGAUCGCCGACGCGCGCGUCGAGCAGGACCAUGCCGUCAAGGAGCGGUUUCUCCAGCCGUGGCAGACGACGCUCUCCACCAGCAUCGCUGUCGCCCUCAAGGCCCGUCAAGCGGUCCGGGUCAGCCGGCUCGAGCUCGACGCGGCCAAGCAGACGUUGAAGAACGCCAGUCAGUCGAAGCAGGAAGCAGCAAGGCUCGAGGUCGAGAACGCGGAGGACGAUCUCGUCCAGAAGACGGAGGUUGCGAUCACCCUCAUGAAGACUGUGCUCGAGAACCCCGAACCCUUGAAGAACUUGAAUGAGCUCGCCAAGGCUCAGCUCCUGUUCUACGCUACUGCCGCUGAAUCCCUCUCAUCCGUACAAGGCGAGAUAGAGGAGCUUAGCGUCGCCGCUGAGGGCGAAUACCGGAAAUCGCGCGACCAUUAGGGUCCUUGUAUUGAUUCACCGUUCCUGCAUUCUUCCGCCAAUGGCUGAAUUGACGAAUGCGCAAGCAGCUACGCGAACCGCUCGAUCUGUAUCAACCUUGAUCAUCUGCUCUAAAUACAAAUGUUACGGGUAGGGGUGUUACUUUGUGUAUUGCAAUGAUGUCUCUUCUGGAGUAGUGCGUUCGCUUGUGUCUCUCCAAGUUCAAUUCUUCU